GUAGAUUCGAGUUACUCCCCCAUCAAGGAGAUGAGAUGUAUUGAACGGGAGAGAGUUUCACAAUGGAUGGGGGCGAAAAGAUAUCAAAACCAGAUCCAGUUCAUAACAUUGUCGAAAAGGGAGCUCUCUUAAAACAGCAUAUUUCCAAUUUAGUGAGCAGUAGACUCCUCGCUAUGCACGGGCGACCACCCGCCCAGUUCCAUUCCAAUUUCAAACGUCGUGAUGACGAAACGAUAGACCUGGGAGAAAAGUCUUGCAAACGGAUCCUCGUAGCGGGCGCUAUGACACUGGUCAUGGUUGGAAUCAUGGCAACACUGGUUGGCGGUAUAAUUAUGGCAGUUACAGAAGCAGAUACCGUACCAGAGACAGUCACAGCUCCCGCUCUUGGUCUAACAUGUCCGGGAGAUAUCGUGAGGAAAACGGCACGAGGCCGGUCGGAUGCGCUGGUGUCAUGGAGAAGCCCCACGACCCACUUUAUAGAAAACGACCCCAACAGCACAGUGGAAAUCGUCAGUAACUACGAACCGAAUUCAUGGUUCAGAUAUGGCGUGCAUGAAGUUAUUUAUUCAGUUAUUGGCAACGCUGAUGACGACGGAAAAGAGGAGACUUGCUCGUUCAAAGUAACCGUCAAAGACUUGGAGCGGCCGAAAUUUGACGAUUGCCCAGGGAACAUUGAGGUAGUCACCGACAUCAAUGGGGAAUUCGUGGUCCCGCCGUGGAGCAAGCCCAAGGCGACUGACAACGCUGGGAUCCCCAGACUUAGUUCGACAUACAGUGGGCAGCCGUUUCAUAUCGGUACCACACCGGUGCGAUACGCGGCGACGGAUCAGUCGGGCAACACUGCAAGAUGUUCAUUUAAAGUCAAUGUUAUAGAUGGAACCCCACCGGUGAUUGAAAACUGCCCGGAUGACAUAACCAUCACCACCGGUCAACCAGAGUGGACAAUGCCCACAGCUAAAGACAACGGUCAACUGGUCAGUUUCUAUUCUGAUAGGACAUCGGGGGACAUAUUUCCAGUGGGUCGUACAAUGGUGACUUAUACCGCUGUAGAUGAUGUAGGUUUGACCAGCGAGUGUAGUUUUAUUGUUACACUAAUCGAUUUGGAAGCUCCAGUUUUUACCGACUGUCCGGAAAACAUUACAGCCACAACGGACAAGAACGGAACAUACCUCGCACCGACCUGGCAGGUACCACGGGCUAUCGACAACACAGGGCCCGCCGACGUCUCAGCGAUUCACGCUGACGAGGAAUUUGAACUCGGUCGGACUACCGAAUUUACGUACAUGGCCACAGACGCAGCUGGGAAUACUGCCAAUUGUACUUUUUAUGUUACAGUGAAAGAUGGUACCCCGCCUGUUAUCGCAGACUGCCCAACCAAUAUGACAAGACCCACUGAUAGAGGGCUACCAACGAGUCGCGUCUUCUGGCCGCAUCCCAAAGCUAGUGACAAUGCGAGGGUCAUGUACUUUCAUCCCAAUUGGAGUCCAGGAGAAAUCUUCCCUCUUGGAGUCACAAAUGUUGUAUAUGUCGCUGAAGACUCCGAGGGAUUGAGAACAAAAUGCAGUUUUACUGUCACCGUAACUGAUAAUGAAGCACCAACAUUUAUAUUUUGCCCGCCAAACAUUGAAAAGAGCACCGAUUCAGCGGGAAGGUUUGACCGUCCUACAUGGCCGACCCCACGGGCAACAGACAACUGUGGCCCGCCGGUGAUUAUGGCGAGCCGCCCACCAAGGGAGUUCGUUCUCGGAGAAAAAGCUCCGAUACAAUACGAAGCCACGGAUAGCUCUGGAAAUAAUGCAACCUGUUUGUUUUAUGUCACCGUUUUAGAUAACACCCCUCCAGUUAUAAAUAACUGCCCAUCAGACAUCAGAAUCACGACCGAUCCUGGAUCCCCAACUGGGCGUGGCAACUGGACCACGCCCUCGGCAACAGACAAUGGUGAACUCAUUGGAUUUUCAUCCAACUUGAACCCUGGUGAUGCUUUCCGAAUUGGCCGCACCAGAAUUAUGUACAUGGCUGUCGACAAAGGAGGGUUAAUGUCAAAGUGUCGUUUCUCAGUCACCGUUGUAGACAGCGAACCACCAGUUUUUACAAACUGUCCUUCAGACUACAACUUGGUAACCGAUGCUGAGGGCAAAUUUAAUUACCCCACUUGGGAGAGGGUUGGAGCCACUGACAACUCGGGCAACGAACCUUCUGUUACCACAGACUUUAGGUUCAAGAUGUUUCAACUGAACACGAGAACUCGUAUUGAAUAUGUGGCAAGUGAUGACUAUGGCAACAAUCAGACUUGUGUAUUUCAUGUUUCAGUAACAGAUGGCACCCCACCGGAAAUUGGACAGUGCCCCAGUGACAUCACAGUGUCUACAGACUUCCGCUCUUCUACCAGCCGUGUGAACUGGUCACUUCCCUCUGCGACAGACAACAGCAAACAGGUCACUCUCUUAUCCAAUAUUGAAAGAGGACAAAGCUUCCGGCUUGGAAUGACGAUGGUCCAAUAUACAGCGAUCGACCCUGUGGGAUUGACAGCCGAAUGUAACUUCACUGUGACAGUACAGGAUACUGAGGAGCCAGUGUUUGCAAGCUGCCCUGCAGACUUUAAAAGGACCACAGACCCCAACGGCGAGUUUGAUGCCCCUGUCUGGGAGACUCCAAGCGCUGUGGACAAUGUUGAUGGUCCAGUGGAAGUAACCACAACAUACGAAUUCAAGCCAAUUGAACUGGAUGUCACAACCCCAAUCAAGUAUACAGCAAUAGAUGAGGCAGGCAAUAAUGCCACUUGUGCAUUCAGUGUGUUGAUCAAAGAUGAGACACCCCCAGUUAUCAGCAGCUGCCCAACAGACAUCAGUCUCACCACAGAUCCAGGUUUGCCGACUGGGCGUGGCAACUGGACCACGCCCUUUGCAACAGACAAUAGUAAACAUGUCAGACUGAUAUCCAAUUGGGAUGCGGGUGAUGAUUUUCAGAUUGGAACGACUGAGGUUACGUACACGGCAAUCGACAAUGCUGGGUUGACAGCAAGUUGUCAGUUUACUGUUACUGUCGUAGACAAUGAGCCACCAGUCUUUGUGAACUGUCCAUCCGACUUCGACCUGUUCACCGACGCUAACGGCAAAUUUAACUACCCAAUGUGGGAUUUGGUACAAGCUACCGAUAACUCUGGCAUUGAACCGACCGUCUCCACAAACUUUGUAUUUCAGAUGUUCCAAUUAAACACAAGGACUCCAAUAAAGUAUACAACAGCUGAUGCCUAUGGGAACAAUGAAUCUUGUGUGUUUUACGUUUCAGUGACAGACGGCACCCCGCCCGAAUUUGAAGAGUGUCCGAGUGACAUGACAGUGUCCACAGACUUCAAUGCUCCAACCGGACAAGUCAAUUGGUCUAUCCCUGUUGCCGCAGACAACACCAAGCAGGUUACCCUCUUAUCCAACAUGGAGCCAGGGGACAACUUCCGAGUUGGGAAAACGAUGGUCAAAUACACAGCUGUUGACCCCGCCGGCUUGACAUGUGAAUGUAAUUUUACUGUGACGGUAAUUGAUGACGAGAGUCCCAUGUUUAUGGACUGCCCAGCAAACUUUGAGAGGACCACAGGCCCAAAUGGCGAGUUCGUUGCUCCUGUCUGGGAGACUCCUAGUGCCGUUGACAAUGUUGAUGGUCCAGUUAAAGUAACCACUACAUACAAAUUCAAGCCGUUUGAAUUUGGUGUCCGGACGCCCAUUGUGUACACAGCAAUGGAUGCGGCAGGGAAUAAUGCCACUUGUGCAUUUGAUGUCCUUAUAAAUGAUGAAACCCCACCAAUCAUCGAAAACUGCCCUUCCGAUAUCACCAUCCCCACUGACCCGGGCCAGCCUACCGGUCAAGCCAACUGGACGCUACCCAAAGCAUCAGACAAUGGGCCAGGCGUUGGGCUUGUUUCAAGGUGGAACCCUGGUGAUGACUUCCCACUGAGAAGGACAAAGGUCAUCUAUACAGCAAUAGAUGCGGCAGGGUUAAAGGUCAAGUGCCAGUUUUUCGUCACAGUAAUAGAUAUCGAAGGCCCAGUUUUUACCUCAUGCCCUCAAAACAUUGAGCGAAGCACAGAUGCAGACGGUGAGUUUGAAUACCCGAUGUGGCCACGCCCUAUCGCCAUUGACAACUCCGGCCUGACACCAGAUAUCACAACCUCUUUUACGUUCAUUAUGUUCCCUUUGGAGACAGACACCCCGAUUGAGUAUCUCGCAACAGACCAAGCUGGAAAUACUGGCAAGUGUGACUUUUAUGUUCGGAUUAAAGAUGGAACACCCCCUCAGAUCACAGGCUGUCCCGGUGACAUCACCAUCUCCAUUGACCCAAGGUCAACAAGCGGUGGCGCAACAUGGACGACACCCAGUGCUAACGAUAACGGGAGAAUAGUCAGCUAUGAGCCAAACAUCAACCAGAGUUAUGAGUUUCCGCUGGGAGACACAAAUGUGACCUACAUCGCAACGGACUCUGUUGGGUUAACUUCAGAGUGUCAGUUUACAGUCACAGUUGAAGCACGGUGUAACUUAUCCCUAUCGACUCCCGGACAGAAAAACAACUACAACUACAAAUUCAUGUUCCCUUUGGCCACGUCGGAAGAGGAGGAUAAAAUGCGCUUUGAUUUUGCCGUCCGGUCAGGCGGAACCGUGUUUGUUGCCCUGGCAGAAGAUAGGGAAAGUCCACAUGUUUACGAGAUUGGUAUUGGAAGCAAAUCUUUCAUGAGAUGUGGAGUUUUAUGCAAGCCCCGCUACGUCACCAAGCGUACGCCUGGUAUCCUUAACCCCUCCAACCAGUUCCAUCGAUUCUGGAUCACCUACACCAAUAAUGGAUUGAUCCAAGUGGGCAAAGGGAGUGAGAAACCAUUCAUGCAAUGGCAGGAUCCAUCCACCCCCCUGGAUAUUCAAAUCAUCGGAAUAGCCUCAUACCAGAAAGCUGAUUGGAUAGGCUACUUAUGCAAAUACCAAGCCAAACGGAUGAUUGGUCAGUUAUAACAAAAGGCAAGGCUGGUCCUUACCACUCUUUGUUAUAAUUAAACCUUUGAAGACAUUUCCGUUACGCUUCAUUUUAAUUGGUGGAUCCUGAUAGUCAUUUUACUAAAAAAUACAAAAAUGUUUCAUUUACCAAAGAAAAAAGUCUUUAUCUACGCCCUGCCAUUUAUUGCCCCGCCCAUUCCCCCAAUCUUUCCCGGAUCCACCACAAUAUAAGUUCAUAUGGUUUAUGGUAUUUACUUUUCUUUUAAAAUGUAUUCUAUUAAUGGUUUAUAAAAUUAGGACAUAAAGUAUGAAUUGAGAAGCCAGUGGACUGGCUUGUAUUCCAAAACUCUUUUUAUACAAAGCAUGCUUGAAGCUGCAUUUACUAGAAACCAUCCUCAUUCUAACAAAAUACUGAUAUGGUUAUUACUCCACAUCUAAACUAAUGGACUCUGAUUAUGGUGAUAUGUCUGAUCCAAUGUUAAGCAUGAUCAGUUUACUGGUGCAGUCCUCAGUCC
Messenger RNA from Asterias rubens (European starfish), 5488 nucleotides. RefSeq names its product hyalin-like. Lineage: Eukaryota; Metazoa; Echinodermata; Asteroidea; Forcipulatida; Asteriidae. The record is from RefSeq and is a predicted model, not a curated record. The transcript has 23 exons. The coding region runs from base 63 to 4991 and encodes 1642 amino acids.